Pungitius pungitius (ninespine stickleback) is the source of this 2956-nucleotide messenger RNA. Its product is annotated as glucocorticoid receptor-like. Gene Ontology annotation, biological process: nuclear receptor-mediated glucocorticoid signaling pathway; regulation of transcription by RNA polymerase II. Gene Ontology annotation, molecular function: estrogen response element binding; zinc ion binding; nuclear receptor activity. The coding region runs from base 791 to 2956 and encodes 721 amino acids. Lineage: Eukaryota; Metazoa; Chordata; Actinopteri; Perciformes; Gasterosteidae. Gene Ontology annotation, cellular component: chromatin; nucleus. The record is from RefSeq and is a predicted model, not a curated record. The transcript has 8 exons.
CGACUAUGAGCGCGCCCGGUGCUGCGUGGUAGGCGCACUGACAAACCGCGCUCUGCGCGACCCCGCCGACUCAACCCCACCAGGCGCACGGAGCAACCGGCUUAUUUUUCCUGCAAGAGAGAAAUAGAGGUAGAGAGGUAGAGAGAGAGAAGCGGUUUGCACAUAACGGCGGCUUAUCUGCGCCUGUGCGCAUGCGAUCGGUGCAAUUUCCCGCGGUAGCCAACAGGUUGCACUAACGCUGUUAAGAUGUGUCAUGCUCGUUCGGUGGGGGGAAAGAAAGUCUGUUAAAAAAAAACAAACUUUUGUGGGCGGGGGCUUCGAUAAAUAUCUAAAGAACGGCAUUACCUUCCAUUAAAAUUUCAUUACAGCAGAAAUCUCAACUAGGAAAUAUUGCGCUUGGAUUGCCUGGAUGCAGUGGUAACAUUACGCGUUACAAACGGCUCCUCCAGGGAUAUACAUAAAACAAACUAUUUAUAUAAGUUUUGCACGGGGCCGCUGUUUGGCGCAACACACGCGCACAGGAAAUGGUGCGGCCGUAUUUACCUUUCGUCAAUGCGUCCAUUCGGAGGCGACGUUUGUUUAAAAUGAAAAGUUGAGUUUAACGUGCGCGCUUUGCAGAAGUUCAGGUGAAAUAUGGGCUCGUGUUGUGAUAUUUAGUCGGCGGCGCUGGCGCAAACUUUGAAAAUGUGACCGCUUGCCUGGCUUCUAAUGCGCAUAAAAGGAGGCAGCCGCAGUACAAACACCGCGCAGAGCGUUUCUUUGCACACGCUGUCGCCACACGGACAAAGAAAUGGAUCAGGGUGAACUGAAGCGCACCGGUAAUCGAGACGACAGCCUGACAUUUGGGGGGACGACAGCCGCAGGUGACACAGCUGGUCCAGCGCUGCAGCCCGCCACGCACCGGCCGGGCCAAGGGUCCCUGGCCCAGCCCGCAGCGGGCCUAAACGGAAGGUGUGGAAACAAGAACCGGGGGGAUCCCGGAGGCCUCUUUGACUCCCCUCAGCACCGUGUCCCGUUUGAGGGCUCCGACCCCGAGGAGGGCAAAGCCAUUAGCAUGCAGAAGCAGCACCAGGAUAUUGUCCGAUUCAACGCCGAGGGCACCGGGCCGCUGCCGAAACACGGCGUCCCCGAUCUCGACCAGGCGGCCACCUCGGUCAUAAGCGCCUCGGUCUCCUCCAUCCUCGGCAACCUCCCCCUGCCGAACCUUUUCCCCCAGCACAUCAAGCAGGAGGCAAAUUUUUCUCCGGAUGAAGACCUGGAAACUUACCGCGGGCACACGGGCCCUGGUUCCUGUGAUUUGGAUGGCAACUGCAGUCGCCAAAUGGAGGAUAUCGAGAUUUGGCAAGACCUGGACCUUCCCAACACCCUGCCAGAAAUCAGCGAUUUUGAUUUGGAUUCAGAGGUGGCACACUUGGAUAACAUCCUACAUGACAGCAGGGGGGCCGGUGGUGAUGGUGGGUCGGUCAGCGGCUUGCUGAAGGAGCCAAACCUCCUCGUGGGCAACGAAUUGAACUCCACCGGCGUCAAUGGCUCGGAUCCGCAUCACCACCCGGUGCACCAUCGGCACCACCUGCACCAGCAGCAUCAGCUCCAACUACAGCAGCAGCAGCAGCCCGCCUCCCUUCUCUCCAGCGUCAUGAUCAAGGAAGAGAAGGACCCGGACGACUCCUUCAUCCACAUCCGGACCCCCGGUGUGGUCAAACAGGAGAAGCAGGACAGCGCUGGCUUCUGCCAGGAGCAGUGUCUCCAGAGCAGCAUGAGCUCCCACCACGGGGGAGGCCCCAUGUCCUCGCCUCUGGGCUUGGGAGUAGGAUCUAGCUACCACUACAGAGCCAGCCCGUCCUCCGCCGUAGGUCCAGCGGACCAGGAGCCUUUUGGACUGUACCCGACCCUGCCUCUGGCGGGGGAGAGCUGGGCCCGGGGGAGCAGGUUCGGAGAGACGGCCGUGUCACAGAGGGCCGACGAUGGGCUCCCCUCCGCUGCAGCCCUGUCAACCUUUUCUGUCGGCUUCUCCAGCUCGUCGCCGAGAGCUGGGGAGACUGUCGGUUCUGCGGCGGCGGGCCAAUCGAAGCCCGGUGGGCAGACGCACAAGAUCUGUUUGGUGUGUUCAGACGAGGCCUCGGGAUGCCACUACGGCGUCGUCACCUGCGGCAGCUGCAAGGUGUUCUUCAAGAGGGCCGUGGAAGGAUGGAGAGCAAGACAAAACACAGAUGGUCAGCACAACUACCUGUGUGCAGGGAGAAACGACUGCAUCAUUGAUAAGAUCCGCAGGAAGAACUGCCCGGCCUGCCGCUUCAGGAAAUGUCUUAAAGCCGGGAUGAACUUGGAAGCGAGGAAAAACAAGAAGCUGACCAAGAUGAAAGUCCCCACCAUGCCCGUCCCGGUCAUCCCCCGGGCGAUGCCUCAGCUGGUGCCCACCAUGCUGUCGGUGCUCAAGGCCAUCGAGCCUGAGGUCAUCUACUCGGGCUACGACAGCACCCUGCCCGACACCGCCUCGCGGCUCAUGACCACCCUCAACAGGCUGGGCGGGCAGCAGGUCAUCUCAGCGGUCAAGUGGGCCAAGUCGCUGCCAGGUUUCCGCAACCUGCACCUGGAUGACCAGAUGACUCUGCUGCAGUGCUCCUGGCUGUUCCUCAUGUCCUUCAGUCUCGGCUGGAGGUCUUACGAUCAGUGCAACGGCAGCAUGCUCUGCUUCGCCCCGGAUCUCGUCAUCAACAAGGAGCGCAUGAAGCUGCCCUUCAUGACCGAACAGUGUGAGCAGAUGCUCACCAUCUGCAACGAGUUCGUCAGGCUGCAGGUGUCCUACGACGAGUACCUGUGCAUGAAGGUCCUGCUGCUGCUGAGCACAGGUAAAGGAGACACGCCCCCCCCCCACCCCCCACCCCCCCUCCGUGCCUCGUUGAUCAAAUGCUGCAAAGCAGAACCUGAAAGUCUAUUAGACCAAAAGAGGACAUAA